Messenger RNA from Daphnia pulex (common water flea), 1358 nucleotides. RefSeq names its product Golgi reassembly-stacking protein 2-like (gene Grasp65). Gene Ontology annotation, cellular component: Golgi apparatus. The transcript is spliced from 6 exons. Gene Ontology annotation, molecular function: protein binding. NCBI's taxonomy places the organism in Eukaryota, Metazoa, Arthropoda, Branchiopoda, Diplostraca, Daphniidae. Bases 79 to 1212 code for a protein of 377 amino acids. The record is from RefSeq and is a predicted model, not a curated record. Gene Ontology annotation, biological process: Golgi organization.
UAUUCUGUUUCGAGUUUUCGACAAGACAAAAAACCACGACAAAACUUUUAAUAUAACUUUUUCUGUGUUGCGCACGCAAUGGGUGGCUCUCAAAGUUUACAGAUUCCGGGUGGAGGUACUGAAGGAUAUCACGUUCUAAGGGUGCAAGAUGGAUCGCCGGGACAGCGAGCCGGACUUGAAUCUUUCUUUGAUUUCAUUGUAGCUAUUGGAAGCACUCGGCUGGAUCAAGACAAUGAAACGCUUAAAGACCUUCUCAAGUUAAAUGUUGAACGAGAAGUUAAAUUAACAGUGUACAGUUCAAAAACCCAGACUGUACGACAGCUUGGCAUCAUCCCAAGUCAAAUGUGGGGUGGUUCAGGCCUUUUGGGUGUCUCCAUUCGGUUUUGUUCUUUUGAAGGUGCCAACGAGAAUGUCUGGCAUAUCCUGGAUGUGCAACCAAAUUCUCCUGCCCAGCAAGCUUGCCUGCAAGCCCAUUCUGACUACAUCAUUGGUGCUGAUUCUGUGCUGCAUGAAAGUGAAGAUCUUUUUACAUUAGUGGAGGCCCAUGAAAAUAGACAGUUGAAGCUGUAUGUCUACAACACAGAGAGUGAUUCAUGCCGUGAAGUGACCAUCACACCAAACUCUCAAUGGGGAGGAGAGGGCAGCCUGGGAUGUGGAAUUGGUUAUGGUUAUUUGCAUCGUAUUCCCCUGCGGACGGGUAACGCCGAUCCCCGUACUGCCGAGAAGACACCGCUCCUAUCAGAGCAAGCUAGCGAGGAAAACGCCACUGCGCAAUCGAAUCCCAAUCCAUUGGAACUUGGAGCUAUUCCCACUAUUCCGACUUUGCCAACUUCAUCGGCUACCACUUUACAAGCUAUCUUUGGUCCACCCUCUACUACGAAUGAAGAUUUCAUCGUUCCAACAAACGCUUCAACAGACUUGGCUGAGCUCCCCCCACCUAUUUUCACAGGCGUUACUAUGCCUGCUCCAGCCCCGCCAAAUAUACCAGGCAUGCCUAGUCUGCCACCUUUAACAACGCCCAUCUCGCUCCCAGGCAUGCCCCCUAUAACAGUCAGCUGCUCUUUGCCUCAGUCUGCUCUUCAAGGAGUCGCUCCCGCCCCUCCUGUAUUGUCGGCAGCAGUAUUACCUCCGCCUCCUCAAAUGUCUGAAAAUCCUUCGCCGCCGGGCGUCAAUCCCUACAGGGCGAUACCGAGCAGUGCGUCGGGAGUGUAACAUUUUCAAUCAAAACAACGAGAUUGGGGGGAUUGGUCUUUAUAUGAUGGAUUAUUUUGUCUUGCUUUACCAUGCAUAGUACAGUUGGAAAUUGUAUGAGUGUUUAACUUUUGCUUUAUUGAAUAAAUCGUGGGUUUGAGAGGUGA